AUGGAGGGAGUGUCGCUCCCUGUGUGUCCUUCUUCAUCUUCUUCCUCUGCAACUCCUAAACCCAAAAUCUCCAUUCCCCAACGGUCUUCUUUUCCUUCGUCACUACCAACCCACUGUUGCUUCCCCCGAAACGCAGCGUUCUCAUGUCGUAACUAUCUCCGAAGUUCCACCUUCGCACUCGCCCAGCACGAAGCUCCCGUUGUGGGAAAACCCGACAACAACUCUUUACCCGCUCUACCCAAAAUCGACAAGACUGGCCGCUUCUGCAGCCCCAGAGCCGCCAGAGAACUCGCACUCUCCAUAAUUUAUGCCGCGUGUUUGGAGGGGAUGGACCCGGUUCGGCUUUUUGAGAAACGGAUGAAUGCGCGGCGAGAGGUCGGGUAUGAAUUUGACAAGAAAAAGCUGUUGGAGUAUAAUCAUAUGAGUUUUGGAGGGCCUCCUGUUACUGUUGAAUCGGAUGAAGAGGCAAAUGAGCUUUUGCGGCACAUUGAAGAAGAGUCUGCCAUUGAAGCAGAAGUCCUUACAGCUCCUCCAAAGCUGGUAUAUAACAACCUGAUUUUGAGAUUCACUAGGAAACUAUUGGUUGCAGUCAGGGAUACAUGGGACAAUCAUGUCCUGGUUAUUAACAAGAUCGUCCCUGAAAAUUGGAAGAACGAACCAGCAGGGAAGAUUUUAGAGCUUUGUAUUCUUCACUUGGCCAUGUCUGAAAUGUCAGUGCUCGAAACCAGACACCAAAUCGUCAUUAAUGAGGCGGUAGAUCUUGCUAAACGGUUCUGUGAUGGAGCAGCCCCUCGCAUCAUCAAUGGCUGUCUCCGCACAUUUUUCCGAGAACUGGAGCUUGAGGAAUCAAAUAAUCGGGUUUAG
Molecule: messenger RNA, 864 nt
Organism: Sphenostylis stenocarpa
Lineage: Eukaryota; Viridiplantae; Streptophyta; Magnoliopsida; Fabales; Fabaceae
Source: the annotation of a GenBank genome assembly